Molecule: messenger RNA, 893 nt
Organism: Adelges cooleyi (spruce gall adelgid)
Lineage: Eukaryota; Metazoa; Arthropoda; Insecta; Hemiptera; Adelgidae
Exons: 6
Coding region: 224-847 (207 amino acids)
Source: RefSeq, a predicted model, not a curated record
AUUUUUGCUAAUCAUAUUAUGUCAGGCAAAAAGACAGCGUUACAACUUAUCUAUAUAAAAAUAAUGACUUAAUUACUAACUAAUCAAUUUGUAUACAGCUGAUUCCGAUUGUUUGAAUGUAUGUCGUUUAUUGAAGAAGUUGGCAGAAAACAACGAAAGCUCCGACAAAACCAAGGAUAAAAUACUCACGCCAUUAGAAGUGAAUUUGUACGUGGAUGAGUUCAUGAAAGUCGCCCAAUCUCAUGAACAACUGGGAUUUCUUACUCUGCGACAGCUAUCAGAAGUAUUUAAUUAUUGGAAAACGAUGAAUGAUACAUUGAAACUAAAAUCAGAACAUCUUAAAAGCGGAAAAGGCGAAGGCUAUGUAUUGUACGUGGCGGAGUUCUUGUUGAUCAUGUUGGAUAUUAAACGGCCAGGCAAUGGUCUGACCCUAACACAAAUAAAAAAGUUUGGUAUUUUGUACGAAGCUCAAAAGACAUCCGGUAGAAUUGAUCCUGCGAAAAGUGAAAAAUUGUUCAAUGAUCUUGGUAUAACCGUAAACAACGAAUUGAAACUGCUAUUUAAAUCGGAUGGACGCGUUGGAAUAUUGUUGAUGGAUUUAAUCAUGGCUGCGGCAGAACGCAAUAAGAUUUUAAUGGAGAAUGAUUUAAGAGUGAUAAGUCCAAGCGAGGUCAUGUAUGCCAGAAACGACUUCAAUGAGUUUGACGAUAGUAAAGACGGUGAACUGUCUCCUAAGGAGUAUGCCGACAACAAGGCAUACUUAAACCCUAUUUCAAAAUCAAUGGAACAGUCGGCAAAACCUAUUAUUAAAAACGUAAACUUUGCGGAAUUCUUGGAAAUGCUAUAGUUUGUUGACGAACAUGAUAGCGUAGAAGACUCUAUGACAUCAAGUU